Messenger RNA from Rubroshorea leprosula, 5864 nucleotides. NCBI's taxonomy places the organism in Eukaryota, Viridiplantae, Streptophyta, Magnoliopsida, Malvales, Dipterocarpaceae. The record is from the annotation of a GenBank genome assembly.
UUUUUUUUAGAACCAAUGAUAUCUUUCUCCCUUUCUCUUCUCUAGCAUCGAUGAUCUCUUCCUUCUCCUUUCACUAGUACCCUCUUCAUCUCUUCUCCAAGCCUCUUCCUCCUCUUCCCCUUCUCUUUCAUCCCAUCACUAAUCUCUCAUAUGACAAACCAAUUAGGACCAUUUGGAGCAAGACCAACUUGGAGUAAGACCUCAAGGAUAUUCAGCAACUACAUUGGCGCCGUCUGUGAGAAACCGAAAAAAAGUCAUCACUAGAAGCUAAGAUGGUACACACACGAGCAACCCAACGUGAGAGUCCUCCUCGAGGCCAAGGAAGAGGCCAGCCCCCAAGUAUCAACCCCGUGUCACAGAAUACACCAGUUGUAGCCCCCCAGCAUCAGCAGACAGAAGGAGUUGGGGAACAUAAUCCACAAUAUCCCAGCGCUGUACCAAGCGACCCUGUGACCGCUCAACUCAAUGCCAUGCAACAACAAUUCGGGGUCUUCCAGCUAGUACUUGCCCAGCUGUUAGCCAGAGAUAACCCCGCUGACCCACUCAUUCACUUAUUGAACCCAGCUCCCCCCGUGGCCCCCCAACCAGCUCAGCAGCCUGCCAACUCCCCGGUCCGCAGUGCUGCCCCGACUGCUUCCCAAGCACAGUCUCACAUACCACCCCAACCACAAAACCCACCUCAACCAGCCGCCUCAGAUGUCUCAAGGAGGCUGGAUAACCUAGAAAAACUGUUAGCCGAGAACAAAAAUCCACAAUCACAAGUCCCACCUAUAUCAACCUCUAUCCCCACUCCCCUCAACACUAAAAUCACCCAAGAGCCAUAUCCACCCGGUUUCAGGAUGCCGAUGUUUGAAACGUAUGACGGCACUAAAGACCCUGAUGACCAUUUACAUGCAUUCUUCUCCAUCAUGCAGGCUCAAAACGCCUCGGACGCGUUCAUGUGCAAGAUGUUUCCCUCCACAUUGCGCGGCAAUGCCCGGACUUGGUAUCACACCCUGCGUCCGAACUCAAUUAACGCGUAUGCCGAGCUGGCCACCUCAUUUGCCACCAAAUUCUCAAGCAGAAGGGUGAUCAAAAAGACGACACCCGAGCUCAUGCGCAUAACACAACGAGAAGGCGAAUCCUUGAAGAACUACAUGAACAGGUUCAAUGACGCCAUGCUGGAAGUCAAUGCCUUCGAUGAAGCAGUGGGAGUAACUGCCGUGAUACAAGGCCUCAACCAUGAUCGGUUUCGAGACAACUUGGUCAAGAACACCCCAACUACUUUUGACGAAGUCAACCAGAGAUCCCUUAAAUUCAUUAAGGCUGAGGAGUACGUCCUCUCCAAACCUCAGCCCCCCAAAGAAGCUAGAGCCCCCAUCUGGAGAGACGAAAGCCAGAGCAGAAAGAAGUUCAAACCUACACAAAACCGAGGCCCAAUUCCGGUUCCUAAGCUAGACAGGCCCAAUUCCAGCACCCCGCAGACGCGGCCUAUGCCGCCCUCAUGGACCUCCUUCACAAUUCCGAGGUCGCAAAUUCUCAUGCAGAUUAAGAAUAAGAUGGAGAUGAGGAGACCACACCCCAUACAAAGCCCAGCGGCAAGCAGAGACCACACCAGAUACUGUGACUUUCAUCAAGACCACGGACAUACCACGGAAGAGUGCAAAAGUUUGAAGUCCGAGCUGGAAAGUUUGGCCCGAAAGGGGAUGUUGAAUGAGUACAUCCAGAACAGAAAUUUGCCAAAGUUUGUCAAAGAACAAGGACAAGCCCAGGGGUCUCGAGCACCAAACAACAGGGAUGGGGUAGGGUACCAACAAGCACCACCACCUCUGCCACCCCCAUCUAGAGUCAUUCACAUGAUAACCGGCGGGCCCGAAGCAGGAGGCACAAGCUCCAAACAGCAGAAGUUGUACGUGAGGGAGGUCAAGCACCACAAUACAGCUCAGAAAAGGAAAAUCGACGAGGAGGAUUGGAAAAAUCAAUCUGUGACAUUCACUUCGGCUGACUUCGAGGGGGUUGUCACGCCCCAUAACGACCCAUUAGUCACCUCGGUCAUCAUCAACAAUUGCGAGGUCCAGCGAGCGCUCAUCGACACCGGCAGUGCUCCAGAUAUAAUGUAUUACCAUUGCUUUGAGAGCCUCGAACUCGACCCAGCCCUCCUACAAAAGUACGACGGGCCCAUUUACGGGUUCAACAAUCAGCCGGUACCUGUGGAAGAAGUGCUGCGACUCAAUGUAGCGUUCGGCUCUGGACGGACGUACGUAACACCCACAGUCAGAUUUCUAGUAGUGAAGAUGCCUUCAUCUUUCAAUCUCGUCAUCGGGAGGCCGACUUUGACCGAGAUCCGGGCUAUAGUGUCCCCGCCCCACCUCUGCAUGAAAUUCCCUACCCCAAUGGGGAUAGCAACCCUAAGAGGCAACCAAGAGGCGGCCAGGCACUGCUACAUGACCUCCGUCACGAGGUCACGAAGAAAUAAGGAGGUACUCCCACCACCAAAGGCACCCCAACCAGAGGCCCCGAAUACCCAACAGGUAAUGGGUGUAGAGCUGCCAGAUAACAGACCAGAGGACGACCCAAGAGCCACCCCGGUCGAAGAGGUCGAAGAGGUGCAACUUGAUGAUAAUGACCCAUCCAAGAAGACUAAGAUAGGCACGAAGCUGACUCCUACAGAAAAAGAAGAACUUGUGAGUUUCUUAAAAGUAAACAAGGAUGUGUUUGCAUGGACUUCGGCUGAUAUGCCUGGAAUCCCAACUUCUGUGGCAGUGCACAAACUCAGCACUAAUCCUUUGAGGAAGCCAGUAGCACAGAAGAGACGGCUUUUCGGGGGAGAAAGACUCACAGCCAUUAAAGAAGAAGUGAAGAAUCUCUUACAAGCAGGGUUCAUCAGGAGAGUAGAUUACUGCGAGUGGAUUGCCAACCCUGUCAUGGUAAAAAAGUCAAACGGGAAGUGGCGCAUGUGCAUCGAUUACACCAACCUCAACGACGCCUGCCCCAAAGACUGUCAUCCCAUGCCGAGCAUAGACAAGCUGGUGGAGGUCGCCUCAGGGAAUGAGAGGUUAAGCCUCCUGGAUGCUUACUCGGGGUAUCAUCAAGUACGCAUGGCACCCGAGGACGAGGUGAAAACCUCAUUUUAUGCCGGGGAUGAAAUAUACUGCUAUGUCAUGAUGCCGUUUGGGCUCAAGAAUGCAGGGGCAACAUACCAAAAAAUGGUUACAAUUGUAUUUCAGGCUCAAAUUGGUAGAAACCUGGAGGUCUACGUAGAUGACAUUGUUGUCAAAAGUUCUCGAGCAGAAGACCACUUGACCGACCUGGCCGAGACGUUCAACAACCUUAGAAGGUACGGUAUGAAGUUGAAUCCAGCAAAGUGCACUUUCGGCGUUGAAUCAGGCAAGUUUCUGGGGUUCAUGGUUUCCAGAAGGGGAAUAGAGGUCAACCCUGAGAAGAUAAAGGCAAUAGAAGAAAUGAAACCGCCGAGGUCAACCAAGGACGUGCAACGCCUGGCAGGGAGAGUAGCAGCACUACACAGAUUUAUCUCCAAAUCAGCAGACAAGUGUUUGCCUUUCUUUAAGGUCUUGAGAACUGCAACUCAGAAGGACGAAGCGGGAAAACCCCAGAAGUUCAACUGGACGACGGAGUGCCAGGUGGCUUUUGACGAGCUCAAGGCCUACCUCAGCUCGCCGCCUUUGCUGACCAAGGCUCAGGAAGGUGAAAUCCUUUAUCUCUACCUCGGAAUAUCUGAUACUGCUGUCAGUUCUGUCUUGGUCAGGGAAAUGGGAAAGCAACAGCAACCAGUGUACUAUGCCAGUAAGGUGCUGCAGGGAGCCGAACAGAGAUACUCAAUAGCAGAAAAAGCAGCCCUAGCAGUUGUUGUUACUGCAAGGAAAUUGAGGCCAUAUUUCCAAUCCCAUUCUAUUAUUGUGAUGACUGACCAACCUUUAAGACAAAUUUUGCAGAAACCAGAAUGCUCCGGGAGGCUCAUCAAAUGGGCAGUAGAGUUGGGAGAGUUUCAAAUAGCAUUCCAGCAGAGGUCGACAAUCCAAGCUCAAGCUUUGGCAGAUUUCGUAGUCGAAUGCACUUCUAAUCAGGUAGAGCCAAAUUCCGAGGCAGAAACGUGGACCCUGUAUGUCGACGGAUCAUCUAAUAACAAGGGUUCAGGAGCUGGAGCAGUGUUAACUGGACCUGACGGCUUCCGGAGUGAACACGCUUUGAAGUUCAACUUCCAGGCCACAAACAACGUGGCCGAAUAUGAAGCCCUCCUCUUGGGAUUACGUCUGGCGGCCGAGCUCAAAGUCAAACGCCUGCAGAUUUACAGUGACUCGCAACUAGUAGUUAACCAAAUCAAUUCUAUGUGCGAAGUCAUUGAUCCCGUCCUGGCGAGAUAUGUGGCCGCAGUCUCCAACCUGAGAAACCGUUUUGAGAAAUUCCAGCUUACCCAAAUCCCAAGAGAGGAAAAUGAGCAUGCAAACUCCUUGUCGAAAUUGGCAUCCAAAAACUCAAGGGAAGCAAAAUCUGUGUAUAUCGAGAUACUGAAUGAACCGAGCUUUCAGACGUCGGGGGUGAUGGAGAUUAGUACUGACUUAGAUGCUCCGAGUUGGACAGACCCCAUCCGGGAAUACCUCCUCAAUGGUACCGUCCCGGGGGACAAACAAGAAGAGAUGAAGUUACGAAGAAAAGCCUCUCGGUACACCCUGGUUGGCGACAUUCUGUACAAAAGGUCCUAUUCAUUACCACUCCUCAGAUGCCUGACACCAUAUGAAGCAGAGUAUGCACUAAGAGAAGUGCAUGAGGGGGUGUGCGGUAAUCACGUGGGAGCCCGGACUCUGGCACACAAGGUACUUCGGCAAGGGUACUACUGGCCUAACAUGCAAGAAGACGCAAAGAAGUUCGUACAGAGGUGCCAGAAAUGCCAGUUUUUCGCCCAUCUCACCCACCAGCCAGCAGAAGAACUCACUAGCUUGACUGCGCCAUGGCCCUUUGCUCAAUGGGGAAUAGACCUUCUGGGCCCCUUCGUCAAAGCGGUAGGGGGAGCAACGCAUUUGGUGGUCGCUGUUGAUUACUUUACCAAAUGGGUAGAAGCCAGACCUCUCUCUUGUCUAACUUCGAGAAGAAUCGAGGAUUUCCUCUUCACCUCGGUCAUCUGCAGAUAUGGGAUACCAAACCAAAUCAUCGCCGAUAACGGCCCCCAGUUCAAUUGUAACUCCUUCAGGGACUUCUGCUCAAGCUACGAGAUUAAGUUGGUGUUCACCUCCGUCUAUCACCCUGAGGCCAAUGGAAUGGUUGCAUUAGUUAACAAAGCUAUCUUGGAAGGAAUCAAGCCGAGGUUAGACCAGCUGAAAACAAAGUGGGUAGAUGAACUCAACAACGUCCUGUGGGCUUACCGGACAACAAGCCGAACUGCCACAGGCGAAACGCCCUACCACUUAGCCUUCGGCACUGAGGCAGUCAUUCCUGUCGAAAUUGGUGUCCCAAGCCUAAGAAUCAGCCACUUUGAACCAACUCGAAAUGAGCGUCUACUAAGGGAAAACCUUGAUUUCCUAGACGAAGUCCGAGAGCAAUCCCGACUUCGGACUCUAGCAUACAAACAAAGGAUAGCCAACCUUUACAAUAAGCCAGUCCGACCUCGAAACUUCAGAGUCGGUGACCUCGUCCUCAGAAAAGCUGGGCUCACAGGGUUCGAAACCCGAUAUGGCAAGCUAGCACCAAACUGGGAAGGCCCUUACAUUGUAACCGAGGUCCCGCACCCUGGGGCAUACAUUCUCCAAGACGCCGAGGGCAAAAGGGUGCCUAGAGUUUGGAACGUCAACAACCUUAAAAAAUUCCAUCCUUGAAAGUCCAUUUCUUCAUUUUGCGUUAGGAGUCUUUGUAAAUAACAUUCCAAUACAAUU